GUCCCGGGGCCAUUUCCGGGGGCGGGGAGCGUAGGCGAGCGACUGAGUCCGCUUUUCUUUUCAGUGCGGCCAACGCGGAAGUUCGGGAACUGAGGCUUUGGCAGGUGCUUUGGCAGGUACUGGGGUCCCUGCGCGGCGUCGGGAGCCAAAUGGACGCGCGCGCGGCGGUGGUUGACGGUCCGGACGGUCCCCGGGAGCGACGAGGCUUGGGUGAGGCUGGCAGGCAGCAGCAGAACCACCAUGUGCAGCCUCAGUCUGGGACAAACGGGCUUCCCAAACCAUCGUACUGGUUGGAUCUCUGGCUCUUCAUCCUUCUAGAUGUGGCGUUGUUUUUAUUCGUGUAUCUUUUGCCCUGACUGGUUUGCUGAUACCUAAAUUAAGAAGUUGACAUCUGGAGUGGAAUCUGAAAAUGACUACAGACUUCUUGAAUAAAGAAGACGGGAAUUGUGUUGCGGCAGAAUUUCAGACCUCUAAGGGAACUUCUUUUCAUUUUACACAUCUGUUAAGUCAUUUGGAAAACUACAUUAAAUGGAUUGUAAUCUCACUCACUCAUACCUAAGUUCUUAAACUGGACUCUUCAGUUCAUGUUUAAAAAUUUUCAGACAUCUGAUAGUGUCACAUGAGCUGAAUAUAAAAAUGUUCAUAAAAUAAAAAUGUCAUUCCUGUAAGACUUUAAGGGUUUAAUAUGAUACAGAUAAUAUGAAUAAUAAUGUGAGGUAUUUAAAGUAAAUUAUUGAAGGAGGGAAAGAUUUUGAGAGAAGUGUUCUUGGAAUGCAUGGACUCUAUAAAUAACACAAAAACUAUACAGAAAAUGUAAGCCCACAAUGUUGGCCCUAAAUACUCUUUAAUUAUAGAUGAAGUUGGACUAUUAUGAAAUGAUGUCAUAACUGAUAGGUUGACAGGGUCUUGAAGUAGAUAACAAAUAUUAGAAAUUUAGCAUGCAUGUCCUUUUGUAAACUGAAUCCUCUCCCUUAAUUCCUUUUAAACUCUUGAGCUCCCUGAAAUAGGAUUAUGCAUUUCAAACCUCUUUUUUAUUGUUGUUGCUUAGUGUUUGUGGCCAAAACAUAUUUUUAUAAUGUCUGUAGCUUAAAUUUCAGGAAAUCUGCAUAUUUACUCAUUCAACAGUUGCUUGAGCCUUCUAUUGACUAAGAAUUUUAUUUAUUUUUAAUUUGAGGCAUAGUGACACAAAGAGAGCAGAGUGCCCGUAUCCAAUCCCAUCACUCCUCAGGUGCCUCCAACAGCUGGUACUGGGCUGGGCAGAAACUCAGUUCAGGUCUCCCUUGGGGGUGGCAGGAACCCAAUUACUUGAGCCAUGACUGCUGCCUCUGAGAGCGUGCACUAGUGAAAAGCUGGAGUCAGGAGUUUGUAUCAAACCAAGGCAUUCUAUUAGGGCAUGUGGGUUUCCUAGCUGCUAAACCAAAUACAUGCUUCUAUUUUUUUUUUUUUUUUAAGAUGUAUUUAUUUGAAAGGCAGUUAUAGAGAGGCAGAGAGAGAGAGGUCUUCUAACUGCUGGUUCACUCCCCAAAUGGCCACAACAGCCCUGGAACUGUGCCAAUCCAAAGCCAGGAGCUUGGAGCUUCUUCCAGGUCUCCUACAGAGUGCAGGGGUCCAAAGACCUGGGCCAUAGCAAGAGAGCUGGAUUGGGAGUGGAGCAGUCGGGACUCAAACUGUCGCCCAUAUGGGAUGCUGGCACUGCAGGCAAUAGCUUUACCCACUAUGCCAUAGCACAGGCCCUGCUUAUAUUGUUUUUAAAUCUAUGUUACUUAGGAAAACUUUACAUUCUAGGGGUCAUCAGCUAACAUUUAAUCAGAAGGGCUCCACUCACAAAGCAGCUACUCUAAGUACCUAAGAAGCUAUUCCUAAUAACCCUAAAGAAACUGUUUAUAAAUGGACAUUUGAAAUAGGCUGUUAGCACUGAAAUUAGUGGCAAUCAGUAUGUGUGAACUGUCUAAAAUACUUGGAGGUUAGAUAAACUCUGUAUCGUCUACCUUUCAUAAUGAUUCUUUGAGGGAAGUCUGGAAUUGAUUUAACAGUUAUGCCUUUACAGUGUCACAUCUAAAGAAAACCUUUUAUGGAAGGCACAAUGGAAACAUCUGAACGCUGAGUUUAUCAAGCAGACUCUGAACUAUUUUUGCACUGCUUACUAAUAAUUUUGUCUAAUAAAUAUUUAUUUCCAUGGCUGAA
This is a messenger RNA of Oryctolagus cuniculus (rabbit), 2184 nucleotides long. RefSeq names its product allregulin (gene ARLN). The record is from RefSeq and is a predicted model, not a curated record. NCBI's taxonomy places the organism in Eukaryota, Metazoa, Chordata, Mammalia, Lagomorpha, Leporidae.